This is a messenger RNA of Lemur catta (Ring-tailed lemur), 3334 nucleotides long. RefSeq names its product cytochrome P450 2U1. Gene Ontology annotation, cellular component: intracellular membrane-bounded organelle; cytoplasm. The record is from RefSeq and is a predicted model, not a curated record. NCBI's taxonomy places the organism in Eukaryota, Metazoa, Chordata, Mammalia, Primates, Lemuridae. The transcript has 7 exons. Gene Ontology annotation, biological process: xenobiotic metabolic process. Bases 902 to 2404 code for a protein of 500 amino acids. Gene Ontology annotation, molecular function: iron ion binding; oxidoreductase activity, acting on paired donors, with incorporation or reduction of molecular oxygen, reduced flavin or flavoprotein as one donor, and incorporation of one atom of oxygen; heme binding.
GGCGCGCCCAGCUGCGGCUGCGGUGCCCCGUCUUUGCCAGCUGCGCACCGGCCUGUGUCCCGCACUAACGGGCGGUGGCUGCGGCGACGCCUCCCCUUCCUGGUGUCUGUAGGAUCCCAGGGAGCAAGUGGCAGACGCAUGACUCCUUGGAAUUCGGAGAUCAGAAGUAGGCGACCUACCUGGAGGGAAGUCGAGGGAGGGUGACAGGCCCGGGAGGACAGGUGUCAAGCCAGGCUGCGUCUUUCCUGGGGCGAUUCUCUCCCUCCCUCAAGCUCCAGGCGGUGACAGCGGAGAGAAAGUCUGGCCGUGUUAGAGGAAAGAUACUCUUCAUCUUGUGAGCGUUGAAUGCAAGAGUUUAAGAAGCUCUUUUCCAGUAAGAUAGAAGUCCCCAAAACACGGUAGGGAGGAGCCGAUUUCUCACCAAACACUGGCUCAUGGCGUCUGUGAUUCCUGCUCAUCAGAGACUAAAUUGGGCAUUUUUGUGGUUUAGAAAACAUAUGAUCAGCUGCAGAGGAAUCACCAACUUCCCCUUUCUCUAACUCCCUCUGUUUCGUAGCCGUCUUCACUGAGUUACUGGCUGGCUGAGGUCCCAGGCUUGAGUCGCUGCCAUCAGUCAGGUGUCAACUCAAAUGCCUUUUCCUCCGGGGCAUCUUUUCUCGCUUCCUCCGGGAGUGGGUUAGGCCCUCUUGGCAGUGCCAGGUGCGUUGCACAAGCACUUUCGUUCACUGCGAUUUUCCAAACUACAUAAGCUACAUGAUUUUGUGACCGCGGGCCUGGAAGUGGGUUCUCACCACUGGACUGGGUGACAUCUAGGAGGACGCAGUCAUGACUGCCUGGCACAUAGUAGGUGCUCAACAAGGAUUUAUUAAGUAAAUGAACUGCUCUUUCCCGUACCUGGAACAUGGCAGGGAGAGAUCCGGGCAUUGUGGAAUGUGACAAAGCCAGAGUUUUGCAUCAGGAUUUUAAACUCAUGUCAGCCCUGGUGUCCACGGGGGACUGGUUUCAGGACUGCCUGUGGGUGACAACACCCGAGGAUGUCCAAGUCCCUGGGGUUGUGUUUGCUCAUUAUGGACCCGUGUGGAGACAACAGAGGAGGUUCUCUCAUUUAACUCUUCGUCAUUUCGGGUUGGGAAAGCUUAGCUUGGAGCCCAAGAUCAUCGAGGAGUUCAAGUACGUGAGAGAGGAAAUGCAGAAGCAUGGCGAAGAGCCCUUCUGUCCCUCCCCCAUCGUCAGCAAUGCCGUCGCCAACAUCAUCUGCUCCUUGUGCUUUGGGCAGCGCUUUGACUACGCCAACAGCGAGUUCAAGAAACUGCUUGGCUUUAUGUCACGAGGGCUAGAAAUCUGCAUGAACAGCCAGGUCCUGCUGGUCAACAUCUGCUCCUGGCUUUACUACCUUCCCUUUGGACCAUUUAAGGAAUUAAGACAGAUCAAAAAGGAUAUAACCAGUUUCCUUAAGAAAAUCAUCAAAGCCCACCAGGAGUCUCUGAACGCAGAGAACCCUCAGGACUUCAUAGACAUGUACCUUCUGCACAUGCAAGAGGAGAGGAAAAAUAACAGCAACAGCAGUUUUGACGAAGAAUACCUAUUUUAUAUCAUUGGAGAUCUCUUCAUUGCCGGGACUGAUACCACAACUAACUCCUUGCUUUGGUGCCUGCUGUAUAUGUCACUGAACCCCAGCGUACAAGAAAAGGUUCACGAGGAAAUUGCAAGGGUCAUUGGCCCCAAGCGAGCCCCUUCCCUCACAGACAAGGCCCAGAUGCCGUACACGGAAGCCACCAUCAUGGAGGUGCAGAGGCUGAGUGCGGUGGUGCCACUUGCCAUUCCUCACAGGGCCCUGGAGGAAACAGCGCUGUGCUGGCCAGAAAGAGAAGCCCAGGGAAUGUCUGAGCCCUCAGCUGUCCCCUGGGAGCUGGGCCCGCGUUCCGGCUCUGCUCAGGGCUCUGGGCCUCACGGCAUCCCUGCUGACGGCAGAACAACAACGCUGCGGUUCCAAUCAGCCGUGUCGGCAGAAAAACACUCUAGAGCCGACAAAGGCACUUCCAGUCCUCUUCCCGGAGUGCUCCAAGGGUUUACCAUUCCCAAAGGCACAAUGAUCCUACCCAACUUGUGGUCGAUACACAGAGACCCGGCCAUUUGGGAGAAACCAGAGGAUUUCUGCCCUCAUCGAUUUCUGGAUGACCAAGGACAACUUAUCAAAAAAGAAACCUUUAUUCCUUUUGGGAUAGGGAAGCGGGUGUGCAUGGGAGAACAGCUGGCAAAGAUGGAAUUAUUCUUGAUGUUUGUGAGCCUGAUGCAGAGUUUCACGUUUGCUUUACCGAAGGGUGCUAAGAAGCCCAUCCUGACCGGAAGGUUUGGUCUCACUUUAGCCCCACAUCCAUUCAAUGUAAUCAUUUCUAAGAGAUGAAGAACAUCUCCAAGAAGAGAUGGUAAAAAGAUACCUGAAUAUACAAAUAUAAAAUAUGUACAUCUGUGUCCUUCUAAACGGAUUCUUCCUGCUGCAGGUGACAGUGUACCUAGCAACUCAGCAGAUCCAGGUUAGGCUCAGAUUAGAGAAAGACUGGAAAGAGCUAGAGCCCACGAGAGCUUUCGUCCUGGAGGAUUCGUCAGCAGGUACUUCAGCCGUUUUGGUAACGCAAGUCUGUGAUUUUCGGAACGGGGACCAAAGUAUCGAGGAUUUUAUUUGCAGUGGCUUCCACCAAUGAGCCUGUCUUCGCAUCCCGCAGUGCCUCCGACAUCCCAGGUGUAAAACGAGGGUAACAAAACUUGCCUUCUCUCUACCUCUCAGUACUAAAGGAAGGUCGGAUGCCUCUUAUCUUUUCUGAUAGCACUAAAAUGCCGUUAAAUUCUGGAGAAGGAAUUCAGGAGCAAAAGAAGAUCUACCCCUUCUUGAGACCUAUGAGAACAGAAAAGCGGUGCUCAGCCUGGAACACUUUGUCAGAGAGGGGUGUGGAUGUUUUAGGUAAUAUUGAGGUAGAACUUGUCUCAGCACAGAGUCUAUGUCAGUUGCUUUGGGCUUGUUCUGUUAUUGUUCCAUUUUUUUUAAUGAUUUUAGUUUUUACUUUUUGUAGAAAUGGGAUGAAGUGGACCCGUGUCUAGUAUAUUGAGGGGAAAAAAGAAAUUCAGAUUUUUAAAAAUCCCCUAUAAAGUUACUGUCUAAAUCUGUAUGUUUGUGUUCUAGUUCAACUACAUGAGCAGGGAGCCUGGCUAAAGAAGUGGCUUCAUGGCAAGAUUCCUUCCUGCUGAAUUAUUUGCAAAGAUGUAGCUCUGCCCUUUGACUUAAGCCCUGAAUGGUGGCCUUGGGAAUUUUGUUUUUUGUUGUUUUUUUUUUUUUUUG